AUGGUCCGUUUAUCUGUCUCCACGGCAGUAUCACAAGUGCGUCCUAUCUGCCUCGGUCCACAGGGGCAAACUGUUAAAAGAUAUCUAGCAAAUAAAAGUAUUAAAACUUUUAAAUGGCCUCAGUAUAGCCCAGACCUUAAUCCUAUUGAGAAUCUUUGGUCUGAGGUUGAAGCAAAGCUCCGAAAAUGUCACCCAAGACCUGGCAACCUUAAUGAGCUUGAGAGGAUGGUUAAAGAAGAAUGUGAGGCAUUAGCUCCGAGUUAUUAUAGACGUCUUGUUGAAAGUGAGGUAGACCGUGUUCAAGCGGUAUAUGAUAAUGAUGGUGGUCAUUCGUAUUAUUAA
Dentiscutata erythropus is the source of this 342-nucleotide messenger RNA. Lineage: Eukaryota; Fungi; Glomeromycota; Glomeromycetes; Diversisporales; Gigasporaceae. The record is from the annotation of a GenBank genome assembly.